AUGUCGUCGUCGAUUCUGCCGAUAAUCACCUUUAAGGCUGGUAUCUGCGAGGCAGAUACCUCCAGCAAGCCUUACAAGAUCAAGCCGCAGGCGACACCUGGCUACAUCUACCUCUACUCCGAAGAUGACUUGAUUCACUUCUGCUGGCGAGAGCGCACCGCCACCAUGGAGAACCCCGAUCUCGACCUCGUCAUGGUGCCCAUGGACGGUGAAUUCGUCGCUCACGCUGCAGCCGAUCAACCCUCAGCAAAGACAAACGGUCGCGUCUUUGUCCUCAAAUUCGGUUCUUCCUCCCAGAGACACUUCUUCUGGCUCCAGUCCAAGCCUCAGUCGCGCAACGGAGACCCCAGCUGGUUCAGCCCGCGCGACAAGAAGAUUGGUGAAAUCGUCAAUGCGCUUCUCCAGGGCGAGGAGGUCAACGUGAGCCGCGAGCUGGCGCAAGUUCGCAACACCGACGACAGGCGGGACGAUGACGAUGACGAAACGAUGGAGGAUGCUGAGGGUCAGGGUGACCGGCACGAACAGUCCCAGGGAGGCAGCGGUGGUGCUGGUGCUGGCGCUACAGGAGGCGAUAUCAGAGAAGAAGGCGAGAAUGCCAGAGAAGGUGGAGGUGAUGGAGCACGAGCUGCUGCUGGUGGCUCCAACACUGUCGCGGAUGCUGCCGUUCGGAACUUCCUGGCAUCAUUACAAGGCAACGCCAACUUGAGUGGAUCACAGCAAAGCGGGCAGCAGCAACACGCAGACAAGCCUUUCCCGUACCUAAGCCAUCUUCUUCCGAACGAGAUCACCAUUCCAAUGCUUCGAUCGGCAUCGGAGGAGUUUAUCGACAGCCUUUUGAGCUUUCUGCCACCCGCAAUCGUCGUGCUUGCCACGGAGGCGGACGACCUGGGUGACUCUGAGCCCACGGCAGACGCUGCUGCUGCUGCCACAGCCACGUUGAGCCUUGCAGAGAAGAAGAGCCUGCUGGAGAGAGUGCUCAGAAGUCCCCAGUUCCACCAGGCACUUGGAAGCUUGACCAUGGCGCUGCGUGAUGGCGGUCUUCCCACAAUUGCGGAGGCUCUUAGUGUUAAGGUGCCCAAUGGCGGUUAUAUGAGGGGUGGUGCUAUGCCCCUGGGCGGUGGCGAAGCGGUAGAGGCCUUUGUCGAGGGCGUCAAAUCAACCGUCAAGGAGAAGAAGCAGGGCUAG
Messenger RNA from Colletotrichum paranaense, 1185 nucleotides. RefSeq lists its product as uncharacterized. Bases 1 to 1185 code for a protein of 394 amino acids. Gene Ontology annotation, molecular function: proteasome binding; endopeptidase activator activity. Lineage: Eukaryota; Fungi; Ascomycota; Sordariomycetes; Glomerellales; Glomerellaceae. The transcript has 4 exons. Gene Ontology annotation, cellular component: proteasome regulatory particle, lid subcomplex; cytoplasm; nucleus. The record is from RefSeq and is a predicted model, not a curated record.